Aplysia californica (California sea hare) is the source of this 1987-nucleotide messenger RNA. RefSeq lists its product as uncharacterized. Lineage: Eukaryota; Metazoa; Mollusca; Gastropoda; Aplysiida; Aplysiidae. The coding region runs from base 227 to 1987 and encodes 586 amino acids. The transcript is spliced from 3 exons. The record is from RefSeq and is a predicted model, not a curated record.
UUUGUUGCUUUAAAACGUUUCUGUGUUUGCUUUCAUUAAAGAUAGUAAACUAAGGGUUUAUCGGUUUUUUUCAUUGUGUACUGGUGUGGAGAUGGGCCAAUAGCGUAGAAAAAUAUUUAAAAACUUAAACAACAGUGUGCAUGUUUUACAGACGGCAUAGAUCCAGACACUCAUCCUCUCUAAUCAUCUAGAUACAGAUUCCAAGAAACCUUUCCAAGCCAAGAGCAUGUUGCGUCUUUCUAUUAUUUUCACUUUGUUGACAUGGACGGAUGGAAGCUCCAAAUUUGAUGUUAAUCGUCUACGAAGGUUUGCCGAAGCAGCCAUGGCCUGCAGUGAUAUCAGAGGACUAGCCGUAGCUGCAGUCACGAGAGACAGGACGAUUUUUACCGGCGGUUAUGGCGUGAGAGGUGUGGACGGGCGGUCGAAGAACAUGACAAAGUCCAGCCUUCUGGGGAUCGGCUCGAACACCAAAUCCUUCACAUCAACUUUGGCGGCAAUGGCGGUGGAUGAAGGCAACAUGGCGUGGGAGACCCCCCUCAAGAGUUAUUUUGGAGACAACUUCAAAUUGCAGAGUGACUAUAGAACAGAACACACUAAUCUCGUGGAUGUGUUAAGUCACAGAACAGGUAUGCUGUCUCUAUGGGGUCUCACCACCGCUGCCCCGAACUACACACUCCAAGAGCUCGUCAGCAAACUGCAGUAUUUUCCAGUGCAAUACGAGUUCAGAUCUCGAUAUCUCUACAGCAACUACGGCGUCACUCUAGGUGGAGCAGCUGUGGAGGCCGCCAUGAAUAAAACAUGGGAAGACUUACUAAAAGAGCGCGUAUUCGACAAACUCGGAAUGACGUCAUCAAGACCCGCUACAAGAAUGGAGCAAAGCGAUUGGUCAAGAACGGCUUUCGCUCAAACGUUAUACGGAGAUGGAAAGUUCCGAGAAAACGACGAGCCUGCCCUGGUACCCAUGUACGCAGGUAUAUGUCCGGCUGGCUGCAUCUACAGCUCUGCCCAGGACAUGGCCAAGUGGUUGAGGUUCCAUCUCAAUCAAGGUGUUACAGAGAAAGGGGAGCGCGUCUUUGCUGCAGAUUCUCUGUUGGAAACGUACAGCUGGGUAUUUCUGCCCGGGUCAGGCGUGGGUGCAUGGGUCGGGAGCACAAGUCCUGGCUACGGUCGUCAAACAACGACAACUGUUCUCAUUACAAACUUCAUUCUUGACCUUCUUCUCGGAGUCGAACCCUGGCUAAACGAGACAACGGUAUGUUCCUACCCGCACGGAGUCAAAUUCCCUCGUCCCCCUCAACCAAUAGAUCCCCCCGAUAUUUUGGAUCCGAUAUCAACUCCGUCCUCUCCACCGAGUGUUGAUCAAAUUAUUAUAGGUAAGAGGGGCUCAAGGAGGUCCUCCUUUGCAGAGGGUGACGUCAGAAAACACGGAGAAGAGAGGGAUGCAGAAAGUGAAAGAUUCUACAAUUCGUCUUUAGAAUCUACAACUUUAAAUGAUGAGGAAGAUGAAAGGUCUUUCGACUCCAUAACAUUUGCAGCUACAGAUGAAGAAGGGGGUGAAAGGUCUCAUAAUUCCACAACAUUUACAACAGCAGACAACGAGGAAGAUGAUGGAGACAAACCUAGGUCUCCUUCAGUCUCUGCACGAUUCCUUACAAGUAAAGUCACAGAACACUUCAUGAACGCUAGUCAGACUCUACUAAAGGACUACGUAGGAUCAUACAAACACCCAGGGUUCGGAACAUGGAGCGUUGAACUUAACGGUACAGUUCUCCACUACAAGUUUGGUCUUUUGCUGAGCGGCCAAUUGACCAAGACGUCAACUCGCGACUGCUUCCACCAGAGUGUGUCUCCCCCUCAAGCCUAUCGGAUGGAGCCGCAUGGCUCCUCACAGUCGGUCAUUUUCCACAGAGGCAAUGACGGUACUGUAUCCAGUAUUGAAGUGCCUUAUUUAGAGUACAGAAGCCCGCCCGUCUUUGUGAAAGCGUAG